CAAGCUUCCAAAGAGUAAUGUAACUGCGGUAAGCGCUUUAUUACGCCGCCAGAGUCCGGUUAAGCGCGUCAUGUCCACACAUAAUAUACGAUAUAGUGUAAGUAUUUGCUAAUGCAUGUGGCGAAUGAACCGGAGGACCGUACGGGAAAUUCAUCAGUCAGCUGGCUGGGAAAACCUCUCAUGCCAGCCGUCUUCCGGGGAUUGAGGGUCUGCAUCGGCUGACGUUGGUCUUGUGGCUCCGGAGGUGGGGAAAGGCGAACGAGCACAUCAUCGCCGACAUCCACCUCUCGAUUUUUUAGACACUUCCGAUAUGUCAAGAAAGCUACAACGGACGGAAAUCUGCGCUGACUGCAGUGCACCAGACCCUGGCUGGACCAGUAUCAACCGAGGGGUACUGAUCUGCGAUGAAUGCUGUUCAGUUCACCGCAGUUUAGGCCGCCACAUCUCCAUAGUCAAGCACUUGAGACACAGCGGAUGGCCGCCCGCAUUAAUGCAGAUGGUUCAAACAUUGGCCGGAAAUGGAGCCAAUUCCAUAUGGGAACACAGUCUUCUGGACCCUGCUCAGGUGCAGAGUGGCCGAAGAAAACCCAACCCACAGGACAAAGUCCAUCCCACAAAGUCAGAGUUUAUCAGAGCCAAAUACCAGAUGCUGGCCUUUGUGCACAAGCUACCCUGUCGCGACGAUGACGGUGUGACGACCAAGGACCUCAGCAAGCAACUUCACUCAAGUGUGCGGACAGGGAGUUUAGAGACGUGUCUUCGGCUGCUGUCUCUUGGCGCUCAGGCCAACUUUUUCCACCCAGAGAAGGGCACUACCCCACUGCAUGUAGCAGCCAAGGCAGGGCAGAUUUUACAAGCUGAAUUACUAGUGGUAUACGGCGCUGACCCUGGAGCCCCCGACAUCAAUGGACGCACUCCCAUGGAUUACGCCAGGCAGGCGGGUCACAUAGAGCUAGCAGAGCGCCUGGUCGAGUGUCAAUAUGAACUGACUGACAGGCUGGCAUUCUACCUGUGUGGCCGACGCCCGGAUCACAAGAAUGGCCAUUAUAUAAUUCCUCAAAUGGCAGACAGAGCUCGUCCUAAGUGCCCGACACAGAGUCUGGACCUUUCAGAACUAGCCAAGGCUGCCAAGAAGAAGCUACAAGCGCUGAAUAACCGGCUAUUUGAAGAGCUUGCAAUGGAUGUUUAUGACGAAGUGGACCGCAGAGAAAAUGAUGCAGUGUGGCUUACGACCCAAAACCACAGCACUCUGGUAACGGAACGAAGCGCUGUACCCUUUUUACCAGUCAACCCUGAGUACUCUGCCACACGAAACCAGGGCCGUCAAAAGCUGGCCCGUUUCAAUGCUCGGGAGUUUGCCACGCUCAUCAUAGACAUCCUGAGCGAUGCCAAAAGGAGACAGCAGGGGAAAGGUCUCAGCAGCCCAACUGACCCAUUGGACCUUGGCUUUGACGAUGACCAGCACGACUAUGACAGCGUAGCAUCUGAUGAAGACACAGACAGCGAGCUCACAACCCAAAAUAACAACAACACGCAACGCAGUAACCGUGCAAAGAGUAUGGACUCGUCAGAUUUGUCCGAUGGACCCAUCACGCUGCAGGAGUACCUGGAGGUAAAGAAAGCUCUGGCCUCCUCAGAAGCCAAGGUGCAGCAGCUAAUGAAAGUCAACAACAACCUCAGUGAGGAACUCAGGCGUCUCCAGAAAGAGAUCACACGGAUGCAGACAGAGAACAGCGUGCUGCGGGGGGGCCAGCAAGCUGGGGGAGCAGCUGGCCAUGGGGUUGGGGGCCCUGGUGGAGGAGGAACCUACUGGCCGGGAGGCGGGAUGCGAGGAGUAAUCGGUGGUGGGGUUAUGAGUGGAUUGGGGACAGGAGUUGAUGCCUCAGUGCUCACAGCACCCUCUUUAGCCACCCCUCAGUCCCAUCUCCAUCGGAGAGACCGCCAGGCUUUCUCCAUGUAUGAGCCUGGGGCCGCACCCAACCCCACGACCCAUGGUCCCCCAGCCCUGGACUCCCUGGCAGCCCGACUGCAACCCCUCAACACACCCAGCGUAAGGAAGGGUAGUACGGGUGGUUUAGCACCGUAUGGAGGCCAACAUUUGUCUGGGUCUACAGAGAUGGGCCGAUACAUGAUUUCUAAAUCAGAGAAGCACGGCAGUGGCACAGACAGCGAUUACGACAAUACACACACGUACGAACCCUCGAUUAGUAUGGGUCGCAGCAGCGAAGAGGAAGGGCGUGGGGAAGCUGAAGACAGAGGAGGUGGUGAGAUGGGCGAUCCAGACCCCACUUUACCAUGCACGGAGGAUGUCAUACUGAAGACUGAGCAGGUGACCAAAAACAUCCAGGAGCUUCUCAGGGCGGCUCAGGAGUUCAAACAUGACAGCUUUGUACCAUGUUCUGAGAAGAUCCACUCUGCUGUCACCGAGAUGGCCUCACUCUUCCCCAAACGCCCGGCCCUGGAUGCAGUCCACUGCUCGCUCCGCCUGUUGGCCUCCAGUGCCUCGCGGUUACAGGUGGAGUGCCGUAAAGCGGCGCCCACGGAACCGGGCGCACCUGCGGUGGACUACCAGCUCCUCACUCAGCAGGUCAUCCAGUGCGCCUACGACAUAGCCAAGGCUGCCAAGCAACUGGUCACCAUCACCACUCGUGAGAAGAAGCAGUGACUGUGUAAACGCACGGCAAGACGCUGAGGGAAGAGCUAAGACGGGACAGAAGAGGUCAAACAUGAUCGUACCAUAGGGGGAGGAGGAGUGACCAAGGGAGUGAUGGGUGCUGUAAGGAAAGAAUAGUUUGGACUAUGCAUGGGACGGGAGCGUUGAUGAUGGAAUGAGCACAGAGAAAGAUCCAAAGUGGGAACUACAGCCUGCAGAAUCAGAUGUGUAAGAUAAAUGGCUUUACGCGUGACGCAAACAAGAAAGCGUGGUGGUGGUGUACAGUACAGUGAAUUGCACCCUGAUGCCACCUUAUUUAUUCUCCCCCGUCGCUCGUCAUCCCCCCCCCCUUCAGCCAACAACUGGACCAACAAACAAAGAACAACAACUGUGACAGCUCAUUUUUAUCUUAGUGUGGACGAGGGCCUUGCCACUCUUCUUCUCUGGUUUGCUUUUGUAGAAGGGCUCCAGACUGUUGUUGGAGGUCCACAGCAUGUUCUGUCCGGCAUGUUUUUUUCUUUCCCCCUGCCUCCCCUCCUUUGAACGUGCAGAUUUGGGAUGAGUCUGCAUAUCUGAAAACUUACAAAACAACACUUAACACUGGAAUAAUUGUGAUUUUUAAUUAUUUUUUUUUUAUCAUGUCUAUUGUUUUUUGUAAUGAUAUUUUACUGACUUAUCUUGAUUUAAUUGUUUCUAUAUGUUUAUGUCAUUGUCUGACUUAUAUUUCUCAUGUAGUGGCACAGGGAGACAGUGUUUACUGGGAUUUAAGUUAAACCCAACCUGUGAACGGUCCUGAGAGUUUCUCAAGCCUUUCUUUCACUUUUACACGCAAUGGCCGAGGGGUUCGUCUGGUGCCAAAAAGACCAAAAACCCCUUGACCUUGAUCACAAUUUUAAAUGAAACCUCAUCUGUCACCUAAUGCUUUUAUUUAUUUUUUUGUUUUUUUAAAACUUGCCUCAUUUAACCGAGCCAGUGGAAUCAUCUCAGAAUUAGCCAUUGUGGAAUGAUGCAGCUCAUCAGCCCAUAACACAAGCGACACACUUUUCAUCAUAUGUAUGGCAUUUGUUCAUUUGUCAUGAUGACAUCUGUAGACAGCCUGGCGAGCAUGAUCAAGCCCAUGUUUUGUUUUUUUGUUCUCUUUUUCAUGGAGUCUAUGUCACGGCCUGCUGAUUUGGUCCUCAUGUCAUGUCCCUCUCAGUCUCAAAUGCAUAGAAAGACACUUGGUCAAAGCUGGUUGAAUAGUGCCAAAGACAGAGUGCAGAUGGGCAUCGAACAAGCCCUCUUUUUGUUUAAACUCAUCCGCUGCUUUCUCAUACUCAAAAAUCAGUUAGACCUCCCUGGUGUUUUUUUUUUUUUGUCUUAUAAAAUUUUUUAGCCUUGCAAAAUCCCAAGCACUUUGAAGAGAUGGACCAUCUUCAGCACUUCUCUGGCCAUUUCCGUGAUGUUUUUUGGUUUUUUGCUCGUUCAAAACAAAACCAUGCUCUCAAAAAAGCAACUGCAAUGUAUCAUUGCUUGAUAUUGAAUGCCUUUGCACAUGAUUCUCUCCUGUUUGACUGGCUGCAAUGGUCUGCUGAAACAAAAAAUACUUCCAACUUCAUCAUCAUAAUGAAUAUAUAUUUUCAUGCUAUAUUUUAUAUUAAACUACAUGUUAGGGCUGUGUCUGUGAGAUAUUUACGUGUACUUGUUGGCCCAAGUGAGCAUCAGGCUGAGUUCUAUUCACCGAGCAUCCAGUUCAGUUAGGCCUUGAGAGAGUGCUUACACGGCGGCAUUGCUCUACUACAAGUUUGAUCUAGCAAGUAGGUCGUGCUGUUAGUUGCACUAUUUUAUUUUAUUUUUUUCUAAGCACCAGCGGGAUGAAGUAGCAUCUUCUCUACAGUGUGUACUACACUCUCCUAAAGGUCAUAGUUCAAGUGCAUUAGGCGCUGGAUGCAAGGGCUGCCACAAGAGGCAGUGUGAAACUUGGGUUCAGCAUUGCAGUCAUCUCAAAAUGGCGGUGGGAGGGGUCCAGUGCACACGACCCCUCUCCACUCAAGUUUAGUGGACCCCGAGUAGGGUGUCACUUGUGUGAAUGUUAACUGCUUCAGUCUCAUCAUGCCCAAAACUUUUUUUUUUACUGUCUCCAUUUUACACUAAUGUCAUCGGCUGGACCAAGCCUUCCAUAAGCCAGUGAUUUGUUUGACUCCACCCACAUUCUCAACCACUGGUGGUGCACUGUGGCCUGUUACGUUGCUGUCCUUACGUUUCUCCUGCAGCCCUACUUUUUGGGAGAUGGGUGAUGGGAGAUACCUUUUAACAAAAAAACACUAAAAACUGUAAAGUAGAGACAGAGAACAAUGACUUGAAAAGGUCACUUGUAAUGGAAACUCAUAAGCUGUACAUUUGUAAUAAAAUAAUAAAAACAAGUUAA
Molecule: messenger RNA, 5060 nt
Organism: Dunckerocampus dactyliophorus (ringed pipefish)
Lineage: Eukaryota; Metazoa; Chordata; Actinopteri; Syngnathiformes; Syngnathidae
Gene: git1
Product: G protein-coupled receptor kinase interacting ArfGAP 1
Exons: 21
Coding region: 311-2665 (784 amino acids)
Biological process (GO): regulation of ARF protein signal transduction; brain development
Molecular function (GO): GTPase activator activity; protein binding
Source: RefSeq, a predicted model, not a curated record